CAAAUUCGUCGUUGGAGUAUUUAACAUUGAUUAUAUUACCGCAUUUUCUCUUGCAAUGUGAGGAGCAUCUGUCUACAGUCUACAGCCUCAACUAGCCCGCAUUACUCUAUUUGUUGAACAUUUUUUUCGAGGAUUGUAAACAGUACUACGCACGCUACAUCCAAGUAAAAACAACACUGUAACUGCAAACAACUUUUCUGCAACUUUUCUGCAAUCUCUCCUCGAUCUUGACCAUGACGUCCCUACUUAAGGUUUUCGCCGUUCUCUCCUCUCUGCACUUUGUUGUGCAGCACUUCUGCGACGUGAUGACUUCUUCUGGUGUGCUCAUGCACGUGCAGGGACUGCAGCUGUCCGGGACGGGGAAAAAAGGAAAGCGGUCCGCUUCUGCCGGCCCGACCGUCGGACGUCGACUACCCCCGCUGCUGGUGGGAAACGGAAAUGCAGGACGGCAAAAUCAGCUCGCAGCUGCACCUGCUCGCUCUACUUCACCUACUGCUAACCCUGCUGCUGUUGCUAGGAGUGCUAUCUCCGAUUCCGCUGGUGCCGCUUCGUCUGGUGCCGCUUCGUCUGGUGCUAGUACAGGUGAACGUGAAGGUGAAGCCCCAGAAACAUGUAUUAUUUGUCUGCAACCGGAGAGGGGCGACGAAGACGGACAGUUAAAACCGAUGUGCACAUCUCCAUCUGGGGCGCCGCACCUUGUGCAUAAGAAGUGUGGAAAAGAGUGGGGCGCUAGAGCAAGUACUUGUCCCAUGUGCCGCGGGCCGUUGCAGGAGGAAAUGCGGGAUCCUCGUCGUCCACCAUCCGCAAUCCCAAUCGAUUCUACUACUACUACUAGUCCACGGCCGCGGGAAGACGAACGGACGAUGAUGGGGAUGGAAGAUCGAGAUUUGCAUAGGUUUUUUCUUCGUAUUGAAAGUCAAAAUUAGAUUCGUGAAAGUCGCCUUUAGAGAUGACAUUUACAACGCUUUCGCUGUCGUACUCGAUCUUCUCGCCGCUCAUUUUGAAAUCUUCACCUGCUUGUCAAUUGCAGGAUUGUAUGAUUAUUGUCUGAGCUAUUUCUCCAAGAGGACCACGAGCACGACCACGCUGGGACAGGAGGAAGUUUUGAUUACCCAAACGCAGAGUCAAAUUUAUUUUUUAGCCCUAUCAUCCAAGGCCAUGCAUUGGGAUAUCUCGUGUACCUGUACAAUGAAGUCGUGUAUUUUUUUUCUCAAACGGACGGCCAUGCAGGUGCUUAUCGCCAUGUAAAAGCUACUUCUUAUCGCCAUGUAAAAAUCCCGUCAGGGUCAGCGCUACAACACUAGUAAAAAGUCAUGAAACUAUCAGGACUGAUUUUUGGUCACAGGCAAAAUAUUCGACCAGUAGGCUCCUGCGCCGUCUUUUCCUCAUGAAAGCGGUGGGAGAUGCGGGUGAGGUUAGUAUUGAUGGGUCGAGUAGGUAGUGAAGACAAAAAACGGCUUUUGUGAAGAUUGCGCCCUUCCCGGGGAUGAAGCAAGUGAGCUGCUUGCGCUAUGAUGGGAGUCAAUUAAACACAACAUAUCGCGUCAUGUAUUAUUUGAUUGUGGAUGUGCGAUCCUCAUCCUUUUGUCGUAUGAAAAACAAAAAGUAUUGGUAUUCAUGUGCCGUUCUUGCACCGUGACCUAGAUCAAGUUCGAAAUCCAGAUCCUCUACUAGCAUAAAGAAAAUGCAACCGCUAGAGAAAGCCAGUAGCCCCAGAAGAUUUUUCGAUCCAGAUACGAUGCAAGGUUGGGUCUUGCAACAU
Molecule: messenger RNA, 1762 nt
Organism: Amoebophrya sp. A120
Lineage: Eukaryota; Dinophyceae; Syndiniales; Amoebophryaceae
Source: the annotation of a GenBank genome assembly